Messenger RNA from Porites lobata, 12353 nucleotides. The record is from the annotation of a GenBank genome assembly. Lineage: Eukaryota; Metazoa; Cnidaria; Anthozoa; Scleractinia; Poritidae.
UUUUGAAUGAAGAAGAAUGAAGAAGACAUGAAUUUAUAGUAUGAGCUUCUUCUUCUUCACGAGUUGGAAUGUUUUAUAAUUGAGAAUGCGGCAACGUGAACGCAAGCGAUUGAAAGAGGAAGAAUUUUUGUUAGGUAAAGUAUUUGUUUAAGUCUAGUUCUUUGUCGAUGACGAGCUGUAAAGGCUAGGGUUUCAUCUUGCAUUUCAUUGUACGGAUCCCAUGCCGCGUACAGAGCAUUGUGAUCCAGUAAUCAGUAAUUGGCCACAAGCUAAACCUUUUGAUUCUUUGGUUUGAUCUACGGACUUCUCGUCGUUCACGUUGAAUUGUUUUAAGGAAAUGUUGAAAUGCAAUUAAAAUGGGCGUACAUCGCGUGUGACGUGCUCGCGUCGAUUGCUGGAUUAAUUGAUGUUCCUGUGAUUUUCGAACGAGCUGUGAUCAAAUUGGCGCCCCUCGCAUUUCAAACCUGUCUGAUAAGUUUGAGUCCACUCUAUGUAAUUUAAAAAAUGUUUGGUUCUCGCGUGACAAGAAAUAUUUAUGAGUCGAUGUAAUCACAAAAGUGUUAGUUAAUUUCCACCAUAAACAAAUACUGUUCCAGGGAGGACUUGUUCGGCCUCUCGCUGGGACGAUAUGCUUGCCUCCUUAACUGUGGAUUAGUUACAUUAUAACCACACUGAAGUGAUGUUGGUGCAAGUCACCAUUGGACCAUGGAUUAACCCUAAACCGAUAGGAAUUCAAUCAUAAAAUUCAGUUUUGUCUCAAUGUUUGGGAGAUCAGAACAAAUACCUGUUUGUCACCUUGACAUCCCACUAUAGUUCAAAAGGCACUCACACGUAGGAGAAGCAACCUUUGUGUUCCCAAGGUCCUAUGUUGUAUUUCACUCAUUUCCCAGACUGAGAGAGAGGAGAGAGGAUGCUGGGAAUGAGGUUGUGGGAACCCCACCUAAGAAGCCCACCCCUCAUGUGUCCUGACAUUUUUUAUGAGAUUUUUUCUGAUGAUAAAAGUGACACUAGUACUAGUGGUUAAGGUAUGUGUUCUCAAUGUCCGUACUAACUGGGUUCCACUGUUGCUUAUAGGAUGAUAUUGUAACAAAUUACUGUCAUAUUAGUAUACACUGUGCUAAUGAUGGGUCAUUAGUGGAAGUUCUUGAAAAAUGCCUAUUCUAUUUUCAAGACAGUUGUUCUGGUUGGUCAGUUCAUGCUUUUGCCAUGAGUGCUGGCCCAACAGGGUCCAUCUUAGACAGAAUUGAUUGUAUUAUUUAUGACAAGAAAUUUCUUGUUUAAACAGGAAGUAGCGUUUGCAGACUGUGUAAAGAGGGACCAAAUGAAGAAGUGUUUGGCAAAUUUUUUACUGCCAAAGAAGAUGGAUUUUCAGUUCAUCAAUACUGUUUGGUAAGAAAAAGGAACUUUUUAAUAACCACUUUAUUUUUAAGAAAGAGGGCCAACAUGCUUAUUACUUAUCGGGGCUGUGCUCUAACAGAGCCUGGUGGCCCUUGGCGCCUGACUUUUGCUCUAAGGUGACUAGAAAAUCUUGAUUUUUUCAUACAAAUCAUAUGCUGGGCUCCCUUCAAUUUUCCUUAGAGCUUGGUUAUUCUUGGUUAGGCUUAAGUGCUCAGGUGAGGGCUUCUGAUAUUUCGCGUGGUCGUGGAGCCGUGACAUUCGCUGGAAAUCUCAUCAUUCCAAAUACAUGUUGGUAUAACAUAUUUGAAACUUAUCUCGGCUAUUGGAGCUGUUUAAUUCCAGUAAACUUCAUAACCACAAUGAGCGAACAACGUUCCAAAACUACCAGCCAUAAAUUAUAUUGUGAAAAACUGGGCACUAGUCAUUAUAUUAAAAGCUUCAUGCCAUUGGCUCAUUUCUCAUGCUCUUUGUUGUUAAAAUAGCAAUGAUUUACUCUGUUAAGAAACAUUAAAUGCGCUUGUCAAAUCAGCACAGAAUGGAUCGAUUUCUAGUGAAAUUUGCUCAGAAUUUUCCAACAAAAUUGUCCGUUUUUUACCAAUUGUUUUUUGGCGAAGUUAGCCCCAAAAAUUCCCACGAAAUCAGCUGAUUUUUCUGCAAAUCUGUUUCUGAAAAUUCCACUUAAUUUGACUUUUUUUUCUGCGACUUAUCAGAAGCCCAGUCAAUUUCUUGACCACCAACCAAGGGUUUUUAACCCCAAUUUCAACAUCUAUAUUCUCCUCACUGUUCUCCAUUGUUUCUUAUUGUACUGCUUGAGAGAAUUUAUUGUUGAUCAGUUCUGAUCAUUUGGUUCAUUCCCUUGACCUGCACAUUGAAUUUGGAGCGAUAUUUUUAAGAGAAAUUUGACUCUGGUAACUAUAAUGCUGGGUCUAAGACCCAGGGCGGGACCACUUUGAUUUUUUCAGGGUGCCAGGUAUUAUUACAUGAAAGCAAGAGGUGGGCCUUUGGGUUCUAUUUUCUCUUUUUUUCGCUAUGAAAGUAGCUGGGGAUCACGGGCUUGAAGCUGGGGGAAAUCCUUUUCCCCCGGCCCUUAACAACCCUGAACACCUCCAAUCAGCAAGAUGAUUGCACCAUUGCCUUGUUAGUUAUAUUGCAUCACUUAGUAUGUCUCCAUUUCCAUGGCCAGUGAAAUGGUAGAAAACAUUGCUUGCCCUUUGUACUUGACAGACCGUCACACAUGCAUUACUACUGAUAUCUCAAAAGAUAAAUGGAGAGAUUGCUUGCUGCCUAAAUUUUACCACAAAACAUUAGUGCUUGAGCAAAGUAGAAAUGAUUAAGAAUACUGGAAAUGAUGAUCAACUACAAAGCGUGUCGAAAAUAAGAAAAUCGGUCUGUCUAAAUGUAAAGAUAUUGCUUCAGUAAAUGUGGUUGUAACAAUAAUUAUUUGUCCAGUAAAAACUAGUCAUAUGCAAUUCAAAAUUCAGUAACUUUAGAGUACUUUCAAAAAAUGGCCAAAGUAAGAAGGAAAAUAACAGAAUCUCAGCAGAUAAGAACAGUUUCAUGAAAAAGUUUUUACUUAUUGAACUGGCUUUGUGUGUUUCUAGCUCUUUGCCUCAGGUUUGGCUCAAAGAGGAGAGGAUGAUGAAGGAUUUGAUGGGUUUUUAAUGACAGACAUAAAGAAAGAAAUUUCAAGAUCAAGAAGAUUGGUAAAUAAAUAAAAACAAUUUGUUAAAACAAAAAUUUAGGGCCUGAACUCACCUUUACCUGCCAUGUUUAUGGAUAACCUGAUGAACUGUAAGCACAUUCUUGUGAUCAAAAAGCAGUUGCGUUAAAUGUAACCAAAAGUCGAAACCAGCUUGAGAUUCCAAUCUAACCAAUCCAAGUGCAGAGGUGGAUCAUUCACAGUGAUCCUCAAUUGCAAAAUCCAGAUUUAGAUCAAACGAAAUAAAACCUUAGUAUUCUUGAUUUGAUUUCAUUAAAGAAAUUACUCUUGUCUUCAGGGUGCAAACAAAAUCAUUUUUAUAGCUUGCAGUUCAGGCAAGCUGUAGCUAACGUGUACUAGCACAAGAGUCAUCUGAACUAGCCUGAAAAAAGUUUUGAUGGGCAGAAUUGACUGCAGUUCUUCUUUAAUUUGAAUACCCCAAAAAAUAAAUCACUAGCCCAGCGUGCAAAGAAAGUAGUGUCCGAUAGCCCGGGACUAGUGGAUUUUGCUAUCUGGCUAAUGAAUUCUGUUUCUAACUUGCCCAACGGGCAAGUGGUGUUUUUUUGAGGAAUCUGAAUAACAGAAGAACUGUGAAAUCAGUUCUACUCAUCAAAAAGCUUUUGCCUUGGGGCCAGGUGAAAUGACUUGUGGGCUAGUAAAACACUAGAUUCAGCUUGCCCGAAUGACAAGCUGUAAAAAUGAUUUUCUUUGAACCCUGCUAGCCCAUCAGGCAAUUUAAGAACAGAAUUCAGUAGCCUGAUAGCAAAAUCCAUUAGCCUGCCAAGCUAUCGGACACGACUUUCUCUGCAUGCUGAGUCUUCAUAUUAUAAUUAUAUUAUCUUAUUGAGCAAAUGCCUUUUUUAUGUUAACCAGUCAAUAUUUCUACAGAGGUGUAAUUUUUGCAAGAAACUUGGUGCAACUAUUGGUUGCUGUCAGUCAAGAUGCUCCCAAGCAUUUCAUUACAAAUGUGGACGAGAGAGAGGCUCGUUGUUUCAGUUCUUCGACAGCUUCAAGUAAGCCAUCUGGUUUAAUAUAGGACAAGUUCACUCAGGGAGAUGACCACAACAUGACAUUAAAGUGGAACCUCUUUUCAGGGGACAACCUUGCGACCGAGGCAAGUGGCCCUUGAAUAGAGGUUUCCCCUGAAUAGAGAUUGGGCUUGGGUUUGUUAAGAAUUAACCACCAAAGACAAUAUAGAAAUAUCAUCACAAACUUAUCUCUGUGACAUUAUGUUUUAAAUUCACACAAGUGCAGUACAUUGCAGGGCUCGAAAUAACAGCCAGUCCAUGGACAAUGUCCAGACUGAUUGGGGAGUUGACAGGUCAACCUUUCGUCUUGCCGGUCAUGUUGACCGGUCACAUUCAAUCGUAUUGAAAAUGAAAUGUAAUAACAUUUGGCCAUGCUUGUUUGUCGGUGUGUCUUGCAGAACUUUAAUCUGAAAUCAUGGGUGAAAUGCAACUAGAACCAUUGUUUACAAUAUGGGCAUUGAAACAGACAUAGGGGGUUCACACACUUCCGGUCACAAGAUUAAAAAUAUUUUCACUUUUAUAAGUUUAUAUUCUCGAUGAAUACAAAUUUUCUUCCCUUGUAAUGGGGAGUAACAGGGAUUACUUGUAGAGUUUUGGGAUUAAGAUCUCACACCGCGAUGUGCACACCAGAAAUCCUUAUCUUUGGAGGCACUGGACAAAAUAAUUUAAUGUGUACAAUAAAUUAAAGUGCUAUAAGCUCUGAGCAAUGACUUUUUUGGAAAUAUAUUAUGCCAGUUUUGGUUCAUGGGCCCCUGUUUUAAGAGUUAUUUUUAUCUUAUAAAUUUGACCGGCCAGAAACAAUACAUGACUGAGCUAAAAUGAAUUUGGCCAGUCAUCGUGUCAACACUGUCUUCCACCAAUCAGAAGCAAUUCCCAGAUCUGGGUAGUGACGCAUCGUCAGUAUGGAAUUUCUGCACUUGUUUCGCAGAUGCCAUUUGGCAGGGAAACAAGUGGUAACAUUGCCAAAUGUCGGCAGUUUUCUCAACAACAACAACAACAACAACAAUCUUAAUUUGUACUCACUCUUGCUCAAAAAUAAAUUAUGACAGGCUACUAAGGCAGAUAUGUUUCACCAUGACUGAAAUUUUUUGCAAACCACUCUCACUUAAAAUUGGAAAUCUAAAAGGCAUUCUCCUUGCUUUGUAUUUGAGUUAAGGUUAAAAAACCAUGCUUGCCCUCUUAAGAAGCAAUGGGUAACGUGGGUGUGGUUGUUGUUAUUUUUUUUUUUUUUUACUUACUGGUAUUUCAACCAAAAGUUUGUCCUGGUGGGUGGUCAUCAUCGCCGGACAUUGUCUGUUGGCUCUUUUUUUGAGACUUACAUGUCACUGCUGUACUAAAAUGUAACUGAACACUGCCUUGUACAUGUGUAGGAUUCCAGGGCCUCACCACCCCACAGCCCUAUGCCAAAAAUUAUUUACAAAAUACCCCCCUAGGAAUGCACCUAAUUUUUGCUGCAUUGAAUUUUAUUGCAGCUCUUACUGCCUGGUCCACCGUCCAACACAAAGUGUUAACUUGAGGGAAAGUAACGGCCAAACGUGUCCAAUCUGUUUGUGCGAAAUUGAUUGGAACAGUCGUACUUCUCUUGCUGAGGUUCCUCUUAAGACACCCUGUUGUAGAAAUUCAUGGUUUCACAACAGCUGUCUUCAGGUAAUAAAUACCGGUAACCUAAAUGAAACCAGUUUGAAGUCUGUCCGGUUACCUGUGGACUGAGUUGUUGACUCAGAUUUAUGGCCCAAGCAUGAACCGCGUGUCUGCCUACAGAUGGGCAAGAGGUUUCUCAGUUAUGAUGUAGAUAUUUCUUUGUUAACUCUCGGAGGGUUUAGCUGGUUCGAAGCACCACUUACUUACAAUCAUAGCAAAGGGAUCAAAAUUUUGUAUAUUUUGCGGUUUUUGCAAGGUCAUUGCUAAAAUCGUUAGUUUUGUAAAUUUGGCAGUUUUCACGCGGCCAUUGCGAAAAGUCGUUAAUUAUUCAAAAUCCCGGCAAUAAGGGGGCAGUGUGGUGUGGUAUGCCAAACACAGAAAGGAGGUGAUAAAUUUUUGCAUAACCGUGGCAACCCAAUUUUUUUGAAGUAGAUGGGAAAUGAGAAAAGUAGCGUAGAAUUUGACUUUUUUGUGUUUGAUUUCCCCAAUUAUUUUUAUAACAUGUUUUUUGAUAUAUUUGGUUACAGAGACAUGCACAUUCAAGUGGUCUCUUUUAUUUCCGAUGUCCAGUGUGUAACAACAUGGAGCAAUUUCAACAGGAAAUGAAAAGGAUGGGCAUUUAUAUCCCAGAACAGUAAGCAUUGCCAUUUUUUUUUCAUUUGUUUCUGGGGGAUAGCCUGCGAGGAAGCUCUCCGCUGACGAGCAAAGCAAGGCGCAGGAGAACUCGCGAGCGAGCGAAGACCGCCUCUCGCCUUCUCACACUUCUCCUGCAUCCUACACAGUGGUGUCAAUAAAAAAAUGAUUGAAGUAGGCAGCAGGUUUGAAUAGAGUAACCGACUGUAUCUUAAAGGGGCUGUUAGUCCCCUUUUUCUAGGGAGGAGGUCUGUGGGCGUGCUUCCCUAGAAGUUUUUUAAAUUUCAAAGCCCUAAAAUGAGAUUUUCAGCGUUCUGGGGACUAAAUUGAGGGCAAAAAAUCGUGUUUUUUAUUCAAUAAAAUGUAGCUUUCAUUCAACUUUCGAUCUAUCGGUUAUAUGAUAUAUUACUACGAGCAAUGAACAAAUGAUGAAAACUAAAUUACGUACUUUUGCACGUAAACAAAUUCUGCGUAAAACUGUGUAAAAUUGACUGAAAUAUAGCUUUCACAUGACUAAAGCAUAACGUAAAACCAGUGGGCCUUUAUGAAAGCACAUCAUAAUUACGUUUUCAUUCAGAUUUUAUGAUUAUAUUUUUUGUUUACAAAGUUAUUCAAACUAGUUGCUUCUAUGAGCAAAGUAGCCGACGCGUUUCGUCGGCCGUCGGUGCUUAUUGAAACCCCUGCCUACCAUUCCACCUCUCCUCACCAGUAUUUCUUGGUUCCUGCGUUUUUCAAGGUAUCUAUUUGGUAGCCUUGAGUGUUACUAACAGGCCAGUGGCAUGUAAUUGUAUCUUUUCUUUCUUUAUUUAUAGGGAUGCCAGUUGGGAAAAAGGUGAUGCAUUUGCUGAUCUUCUGUUUCAAUACAGUCGCUGUGAUGCGGAAAAAUGCAUUUGUCCACACGGCAGAGAACAUGAGCAAAGAUCGGGGUAUAGAUAAUUUAUUUGCUUCCUAUAAUGAUCAUUAGUAUAAAGGAUAAUAGACCUAUCCACGGUUUUUUCCACGGACGAGGUAGGAGAAAAUCGUGCCCAAGUUUGAAUGUGAUUUGUUGAAAAGUAAACUAACGAAGGUAUAGCUGGAAGGGUCUUUUAUAGAGACUUUUAGAUUCUAAACAAGGACGCGCGCGUGAACCAGCGUCAUGUUUGCGGGAAAGCGUGAUAGCCGUCGUCAUUCUACCUCGGGUUUUAGCUGCGGGAGCAAGUUCUCAAAUGUCAGAAGUUUUAUCAUUUUGCUUUCGGGAGAGGGCUGAACCUCCUUCGAUAAAAAUAUCCGUGCUAACUUUUCUGGUGGAAAAAAAACCCGUGAAGAUUUCCCGAGUGUCUAUUUUUUAGAAGACGCGAUAUCGUCCCCGGAGUCGUCCUCGUCCUCGAAUCUAAAGACACGCAAAUAACCACGCGCGUGACUGAAAUCUAGCAAAAGGCGCGAGACACGCAAAUGACCACGCGCGUGACUGAAGGUGCGAGACGGGAGAGGGUGCCGCCCUGGUUUCGCUUGUCUCGCGACUUCGCCGCUCCCGCGCGCGUGCACUGCUCUCACUAAAUCUGGAGAAAAAGAGAGACUGCUCGUAUUCUAUUUCAAACUUGGCAAUUGCACUAAUUUUAAGGCGCUCUUUCAAGUGUUGUCUACGGAUUUUUCCUAACUUGUCCCUAUCAAAAGUUAAAAAACUGUGGAAGGGUCUUUUAUAGAGACUUUUAGAUUCUAAACAAGGACGUGCAAGUGAACCAGCGUCAUUUUUGCGGGAAAGCGUGACAGCCGUCGUCAUUCUAUCACGGGUUUUUCUGGUGAAAAAAAGGUACGCUGAAGAUUUCCCGAGUGUCUAUUUUUUGAGAAUAGGCAAUAUCGUCCUCGAAUUUAAACAUGUCUUAUUACUGUUGUUCUAAUGCAUUGUUUUUAACUCUAGCUUUGUUAAUGUUAGAGUAUUGGUUCAAACUGUAGAUACCGCAUUUGCUCGAUUAAACGCCGCAGAUGAAAGCAAAAUUAGCCAAAAACGCUGCGCUCGAAUAUACGCUGCACCCAAUUAGAAGAAUACAUAGUUUUAUUUCAACAUUAAAAACGAAGAUUUAUUUACUUCUCUGCCCGUAAACAGCAGGGCUAAUCAAGGCAAAUAAAGCAAUUCAGAUACGUUCUAACACACUAGCCUGCGAAUACAGCCUUCUUUCCUCGCUUUACACCUAAAAAUUUACCAAUACCACGGCGUUUUAUCUUAUAGCAAUACGCUACAGUGUACUCUCUUAAAAUGAAUGGUUUCAUAACCGGCCAUUUUGUUCUUCAGACAUUUUUCUUUUGCCACCCUACUAAGAGAGGCACUUCUCUAAGGUUGGCUGUGCAGUGAGAGACCUUAAGAUUCUAAGACGAGGACGACUACGAGAACUAGGAGUAAUGCGCGUCAUUGUGGCGGGAAAACGCGUUAAUCGGUGUUACUCCACUAAGGGUUUUUGCGAAAAUGUUGUAGUCACGGAAACAUGUGAUCAAAUGCUACUGCUUAACCUCCUUAAAUACAAAUAACCUUGUUAACUUUUCUGGCGAAAAUAAAGUAAAAUGAAGCUUUCCAGGGUGCCUUUUUUUUAGAAUACGCAACUUUCAAGUCAAAUUUCGUCCUCGUCUUCAAAUUUCAAGGUUUCUAUUAUCCAUUCCGAGGCUGCGCUUUGGCCAAUUAAAAAAGCGGUAGCGUCCUCAAAACAGUCCCGUGAUGCAGUUCGACACAGUACUGAUUCAGUCCUAUGUGCAUACUCGAAAUGACCAAUUGACCUUUCCCGCAUUCCGCUCCAGUGAGUAAGGAUAAAGAAAUGAGGUCGAGGCUCCUCGGGUAGACAAUUUCAUACAAAUCACUGUCCACCCGAGCCUCGAAUUGAUGCCUUUGUUUACAGGAAUGCAGGAAAGGGCUAUUGACAAUCGUAUAAGUGUUCAUAAAUAUCCGUUUUUUGCCUGAUCUUGGCAUCUUUGUGUCGUAGAAAGUGGCGCAUACGUUUGUGUGAUUCAUGCGGCCAGUUUGGAACACAUCUGAAGUGUCAACACUGGAAAAGAUCCCCAGGGGAAUGGCACUGUGAUACCUGCGGUAAUACUUUGCCUUAUUCCAGCACCCGGCAAAGGCCGGUGGGAGACCGCUCCAUGGAUCCUUACACCAGCGAUGAAGGCGAGGGUUCUUCUACAACAGAAGACUGUGAGGUCAAUGUGUGCACCAUCUCCGACGAUGACGCCCCUCUUGCAGAGCUCAAGCGCACUCAAGAAGAACAAAUCCAGUUGAGAAGCAGUGUCAAAACAGCUUUUAGAGAUGGUGCAUCGCCUUUGAGGAAGCGACGUCGCCUGUCUGCCGAAACAUCUAACGAGGCAGGGCCCAGCAAUCUUGAAGAAUACCUCUCCGAAAAUUCCCGUUCUUGUGCCAGCUAUUUUUUGGAUAGUUUACACUCCGCAUCGGUGCUUCCUAAUGUCUUACUUACAUUAUCCGAUGCUGUGUAUACAGAAACAGUGGAAAAACAGGCAGGUAAUUUUGAAGGUGAGGUCCAGGCGAUUGUUAUAAGAGACACUGAUUCAGAGUGUUCAUCGCAAACAAGUGAAGAGGAUCUAAGGAUUAUUACAGAGAACCCAAACUGUAAAGGAAAUUCAAAAACAGGUGACACUGGUGUUAAGUCCAAUGUAACCGUUGAUGGUGUAGGAGUAAGUAGUCCUGAAUCCAGAAAACAAAAGCUGGCAAAACUGAACAGCAUGCGCAAGUCUACAGAGGUUGUUAAAGCUGCAGAGGCAGACUCGAGUGAAGACGUUGACAGAGAGGCAAUGUUGUCAGAAGUUAACUUACUAGAUUGUGGAAACAAGGAAGACCAUGAUGGCAGCGAUGACGAUGCAUGUCUCAUCACCAAAGUUAUAAAACCGAAAAGGAAACCUUGUCCUUAUGGAAAUGAUAAGUUUGGCAAGUGCAUGUUGACAUGUUGCAAUCCAACUAAAUUUUUGCACUCCGUUAUCGUGGCUUCAAGCCCUAAAGUCACUAACAGCUCGCACAAAGAUUUGCAGAUUGAAACAGUCAGUAGUAGUAGUAGUAACCUAAAUCAUGUUCCAGAAAAAUCAGAUGCAGAUGCAAAGAAACCACUUGCGAUAGACGAAGAUAAUGGAAGGGAUGAGAGCAAGGAGUGCUGUUCUGUGGGUACGAACACUACUGCAAAUAUAGCACCAUCUGUUAAGAGAGUCUUGCCCUCCAGACAGACUACAAUUACUGAAAGAUUUUUACCAACGGCAAAGAAGCCCUCCUCGCCAUCAGGUCAGAAUAGAAACCUGAGAUUGAAAUUACGACGUCAAAAGAAAGGCAGUUUCCGUGAAAGGAAAAGAGAUUUCUCUUCUCUUCGGGAAAAUCCGUUGUCUGCGACUAAUAAUUAGAGACCUUUAGAUUCUAAGACUAGUACGACUACGAGUACGAGAUUAGUAGUUCGCGCGCGUGAACCAGCGUCAUUUUGGCGGGAGAACGUGAUAGCUGUCGUUAUUCUACUGAGAUUUUGCGAGAAUGACGUAGUCAGGGAAAGAAGUUAUCAAUUGUUAGAAGUUUUGUCAUUUCGCUAUCGGGAGAAGGCUUAAAUUCCUUCAAUAAAGAACAGUGCUGACUUUUCUGCUGAAAAAAAACGAAGAAGAACGAAGGUUUCUGAGGUGUCUAUGUUUUGAGAGUACGCGAAGAAAUUUUAAGUCAAAUCUCGUACUCGUAUAGUCGUUCUCGUCCUCCAAUCUAAAGGUCUCUACUGAUGCUCCGAAUGUUAACAAUCUGAUAGUGCCUUUAGUUAAAUAUUUCAAUUCAUUCGUCCAUGUACAUACAUUUAUCAGUCAUUAUAUUCUUGGAGUUUUCAAAGUGUUCAUUACAUGUUGGUGCCCUAUUUUUUAGUUCCAAAGAUAUUUUUGUAACAAAAAUGAGGCUUGUGCAUUAAGCCUUUUUACAUUGUAUAGCGUAUUUUAGGAAGUAACGUUAGUAAUCUAGUGACCGUGUUUGCUUCAGGAUUUUAGUGUAAAACUAGGUGGUGAACAAAGGUUGUAUCCAUUCUAAGCUCGGUAUCGGCAAUAUUAAGAUCAGUGAUCUUUACACUGGGGAUUUUAAGCAUCGACGACGACCACAGUGGCACGGAAAACGUCUCUUGAAAAGUGAAUUCACGCUGUGUCAAAAUUCAUCGCUCUUACUCCAUGUCGUGCAAAUAUAUUUGUCUUGAAAGUGUCGGUGAAUUUUUCUACAGUUGAAUUUUAAAGGACUCCAUCUAAGUUUACAAAAAGAAUCAGAAAAUCGUCGUCUUUUGUUGAGACCUGUUCACGUCGUUGUGGUGCAACCACGGCAAAGAAAUGUACAGAAACAGUUUGAUGCAUGUGCUAAGUUUUGUUUUGCUAAUCUAAGGCAGUGUUCACAUUAUGCUGGAUAGCGCUUGCGCCAGCACGAAAACCAUUUCGGAUAGCGCUUCUGGUCACACAUAUGAACGGUGAUUUCGGCGCGAUUUCUGUAAAGGCGCGAAGCUGCGCAGCGUCCAUCUCUAAAGUGGAGAGUCAUAUAUCGCGGGAUAGGUGUUCACACGAUGCCGGAUAAAGGGAAAUCUGUCUGGUAUAAUGUGAACAUAGCCUAUAAUCCUUUUUCUUUUUUGCCGUUCUCGUUGCUGUCGUCUUCGUCGUUGCUCAAGUUAUCAGGAGCUAGAAACAACUAGUACCCCUUUAACUGCCAAAGUGUUUGAUGGAGUUUUGUAAGUUGACUCUAACUUUUGAGUAUGUGGACGAAAUCCGAUGAUAUGACCAUUCAAAUGAAAGCUUUCCGCCUGUACUUACACAUGGUGCUGUUUGUUUAUCAAAAUUUCACAAAAUGAAAUUUGUAAAUCUGGUCGAAUUUGCCUUUGGCUAAUUUGGCAGUGAAAGAGGUACCGUGUCCACAAUUAUGUAUGAGAUGUUCCGAUGCUCUUAAAUAGAAGUCUCAGUAAAGACAUUUGUGGCAGGUUUUAUGUAUUUUAGUC